AAACCGUAGCUGCAGCACUAAACACUCCCCUAUUCGGCAGCUUGGGACGUAACACCUGCUCCGGUCCCGUCUGAAUGAGGAGCGAAUAAGUCUAUUAGCGUCAUGUCUGGUUUGGAUCCGCCAACCCCGCCGAUGGAGUCGUGCGGGGCGGGAGGAUAUGCGGCCUUUUACCCGCCCGGCUACCAGGCCCUUCACCCGGAGGAGCACGGCCUGGAGCGCCCCUUUCGCCUCACGGCCUUCUCCGACAUGAAGGGAUGAGGCUGUAAAGUCCCGCAGGAGACUCUGCUCAAACUCCUGCAGGGACUUGAGUCCGACCGUCAGGCCGGACAGGAUGGGAGGACAGGAGAAGGCGGGGAAGAGACCUCCGAGUUCGGCCACCUCGGUCCGGUUUCACACGGCCCCCGGUUAGGUAUUGGGAUGGAUUCUUGUGUCAUCCCUUUAAGACAUGGAGGUCUGUCCCUGAUCCAGACCACAGAUUUUUUCUAUCCUUUAGUUGAAGAUCCAUAUAUGAUGGGUCGAAUUGCCUGUGCGAAUGUGCUGAGUGAUCUGUACGCCAUGGGCAUCACUGAGUGCGAUAACAUGCUGAUGCUACUCAGUAUCAGCCAGAAAAUGAAUGACAAGGAGAGGGAGCAUGUGAUGCCCUUAAUAAUGAGGGGCUUCCGUGAUGCAGCUGAGGAGGGCGGGACUUCAGUGACAGGCGGCCAGACUGUGAUGAACCCCUGGAUCAUUGUAGGUGGUGUGGCCACUGUGGUGUGCCAGCCCAAUGAUUUCAUCAUGCCAGAUGGUGCUGUACCAGGUGACGUGCUGGUUCUCACCAAACCUCUCGGAACCCAAGUAGCUGUCAACGCUCAUCAGUGGCUGGACAUUCCAGAAAAAUGGAACAAGAUCAAGUUGGUGAUCUCGAAGGAGGAAGUGGAGCAGGCUUAUCAGGAGGCCAUGCUCAACAUGGCUACACUCAACCGCACUGCUGCUGCGCUAAUGCACAAGUUCAACGCACAUGCUGCCACAGACGUCACAGGCUUCGGGAUCCUUGGGCAUGCGCAGAAUCUGGCGAAGCAGCAGCGCAAUGACGUGGCCUUCGUCAUCCACAACCUGCCCAUAAUUGCUAAGAUGGCUGCGAUCAGUAAGGCUGGGGGGAACCUGUUCGGCUUGCUGCAAGGGACCUCCUCAGAGACAUCAGGUGGGCUCCUGAUCUGCCUGCCACGGGAACAGGCGGCGCGAUUCUGUGCAGAGAUGAAGGCUAGCCGGAGCUCAUCACUGGGCCAGGAUGGAGGUGUGGGUGACGGUCAGCAGGCUUGGAUCAUUGGCAUUGUGGAGAAGGGCAACCGCUGCGCCCGCAUCAUCGACAAGCCUCGCAUCAUCGAGGUGCCGUACCGCGGUGCUGUGGCCAAUACACAGGAGGGCAACAACAACAACGCCAGCCCUGAGACACAGCCCACCCAGGCAUAGUGGUGCAGCCUCUACAGUGUAGAAUACAAUAGGAGUGUGAUAGGACUGUCUCUCAUCUUCACAUUUUCUUUUUUCUUAGCCCCCACUCUGUGGAUGUGGUCUCUCUGAGAGUGUGUGUGCGUGUGUGUGUGUGUGCAUGCUUGUGUGCUUGUGGAAGGUGUGACAUGGUUUAGUAAGACUGGAAUUGUGCAAAUGUUUGUGUGAAUGUGUGUGCGAAGGUGUCAGACAGUGCAAGUGUGUGUUGGAGGGAAUAUGAGAGGGGGGGAUCUUUUGUGUUCACUCUGCUGUUCAUUUCUUCUCCCUGUUCAGCCGAUGGGUUGAGAGCAACAGACCAAAAAAAUCUUUCCUUUUACCUGGUGGGAAAUGAAACGGACAGCAAACACGUCAUUCAUUGCUUCACUUGCUACCUUUUUGUUUGUUUUUUCUUUUUUUUCAUCCACUUUCAGUCAAGCUGUAGAAAAGCCAGGGUCAGUCCUACAUGUUAUAGUAUGUCUGGUUGUUUUCCUCUCCUGGUCACUUGCUUCUUUUUGGCAUUCUGUCUUUCCACUCUUCUUGUGGGUUGGUCAGGUGACGGUUAAAUUGCCUUUGUUUAAACUCUAACAUUGAUGGCUUUUUUAGGCACUUUUUCCAGCUAUAAACAGUCCAUCUUGUUUCUGAAAAGUCAAGACAUUUCAGAUCAAAUGCAUUUUUCUCUGACAAUCAAAGCCAAGUGUUUACAUCCAAGCAGCAUAUCUUAAUGCAGGCGUGUCUAAUCUUGUACGCAAAGGGCUGGUGUGGCUGCAGGUUUUCAUUUGAAUCAGGACACAAUUGAUUGUACCAAUUUAGUCAUUUGGUCUCAGUCUUCAAACAGUUCAUGUGAGCUUCUCAGUUUUUGGAAUGAAAACCUGCAACCACACGAGCUCUUUGCAGAUCAGAUUGGACACCCCUGCCUUCGGGUACUCAAACAUGAUCAAAUCAAACCAAACAAAAUGUUCCAAAUAAUCUUCGACGUGGGUGUAUUUAAUUUAUUUGAUAUUUAAUUGUAUAAUUGCGUCAGAGUUGAAUGCAAUCGUUCAAAUUAGGAAAGGUUGUUUUGUUUUUUUUUGUUUUUUUGUUUUUUUCCUAUUGCCUUUCUGUGUAUGUUCUGAUCAUGUCCACUUUCUCAUGUAGUUGCAUAAACGUCAGGGAUGGUUAAAAAGUAGCUAGGCAUUCUUCAGGUCUACAGAAUGCUUCAAGCUUAGGUUAAGUUAGCUUUGAGGUUUUACAAUGAAGUCACAGCUAGCAAUGCUGAAUCGGUUUUCAUUAGGUGUGUAAUCCGCGGUAGCUUUAGGGGGAAGCGUGUGCCUGGUUUUUGUAUGACGUGUUAGAUUUGUUGAAGGGUUGGUUGUCCUCUUAAUUCUGAGGUGUGCAUUGUUACUCCACUCCAUGCAUAACAUUCUUUUCGUUUGAAUCAGUAGUGGAAUGGUAAUCUGGCUCCUUCCCGUGUAUCAGAGAGAGGGUUGAGCAGCUCUCUUUGAUCUGACUGGUGAGUCCAGGAUGCCAGAGAUGUUAGCUGAAUAGCUGCAGUAGAACAGAAGCGCUGCUCCUCCUGAUAAUGAUGCAUUUCCCUUUAAACCUGAUAACGGGGAUGGGAGAAGCUGAUGUUACUGGAAAGGAGGAGUGGACCCUGAUCUACUCAAGUCUAUUCAACUGGCUUAGAGUUUGUCACUGAUUUAUAUGCCAUCUCAAGACAAUAAAACAAUCAUUGUAGUUUCUCUAAA
Molecule: messenger RNA, 3188 nt
Organism: Colossoma macropomum (tambaqui)
Lineage: Eukaryota; Metazoa; Chordata; Actinopteri; Characiformes; Serrasalmidae
Gene: sephs3
Product: selenophosphate synthetase 3
Exons: 8
Biological process (GO): L-selenocysteine biosynthetic process
Cellular component (GO): cytoplasm
Molecular function (GO): ATP binding; selenide, water dikinase activity
Source: RefSeq, a predicted model, not a curated record